Cuscuta campestris is the source of this 2339-nucleotide messenger RNA. Lineage: Eukaryota; Viridiplantae; Streptophyta; Magnoliopsida; Solanales; Convolvulaceae. The record is from the annotation of a GenBank genome assembly.
CACCAUUGAAACCCCUUCAAUUUCCUCUGUCCCUGUCUGCCGACGCACCCACACAUUCGCAUCAGUUUUGCUCUUUGAUGUACUCGGAGGAGGAGUUGUGAUGUUAUGGCGGCGGACGGCGUCGUGCCGAGGACUUUCAGAGAGCUGGUGGACGGCGCGGAGAAGAAGUUUGCUAGGGUGAGGGACUUGCCGGCUCACGGCGGCGGCGCGGCGACCGGGCACUACCUGCACAAGGUGUUCAAGGCUUACAUGAGGCUGUGGAAGUACCAGCAGGAGAACCGGUCGAAGCUGGUGGACUCCGGCCUGCAGCGCUGGGAGAUCGGCGACAUCGCGUCCCGGAUCGGCCAGCUCUACUUCACCCAGUACCUGCGCACCAGCGAGGCUCGCUUUCUCCUCGAGUCCUACAUCUUCUACGAGGCGAUUCUUAACCGCAAGUAUUUCGACGGCUCCUCCACCAACCGCAGCGUCCGGUUCAAGGAGUUGCGGUUCUACGCCAGGUUUUUGAUGGUGGCAUUGAUUUUGAACCGUUAUGAUAUGGUGAACCAGCUUGUUGAGCGGUUCAAGGCUCUCGUGGAUGAUAGCAAAGCAGCUUUUCCGGGUACAAACUUCAAAGAGUGGAGACUAGUGGUGAACGAGAUUGUUCGAUUCACAGAGGUGGACUUUGGCUCAUUAGUGGUUAGCCCCUUGCGCUAUUGUGCUCCUUUUGAUUCUUAUCCAUUGUCUCAACCAUAUGUUGCCCGCUUCCAUGCUAAGAAGGUCCUAAAGUUUCAGAAUGCAGUGCUGACAAGUUAUCAUAAAAAUGAGGUCAAAUUUGCAGAACUAACUCUAGACACUUUUAGAAUGCUCCAAUGCUUGGAAUGGCAACCCACUCGGUCUUUCUAUCAGAAGACACCUAUUGAACCACAAGAGAACAGGGCAACAAUUGACCAGUCCUUGACUUCUGGACUGAUUGGUAUGAAUUUGGCUGCAGACAUGAUGGAUCCAAAUCUCCCCUCAAAUCCAAAAAAGGUGACGCUUUAUCACCCUUCUGUGGCACAAUUGAUUGCGGUCAUUGCCACAACAUGUGAGGAACUUCCUCCAGAAAGUGUGAUGCUAUUAUACAUCUCUGCAUCAGGGAGCCAUGGUCAGAGUAGUCCAUCACAUAUGGAAAAUUCUAUAAAUCCAAGAAGAUCUUCAAAGCCUGCUGUGGCCUUAUCUCGGGCUCGUCUGCAUGAAAACCAUAUCAGCUGUAAUGGAGACCUAAAUAGCCACCCUGAAAACUCUUUGAGCUUUGGUCCUAGCAGAAAUGGAGUCCAGAACAACCUAUAUCCAGGAGAUCUAAUUCCAUUUACACGAAGACCUCUUUUCAUAAUUAUUGAUAGUGACAACAGCCAUGCAUUCAAGGUUCUGCAAGGAUCUGAAAGAGGAGAAAGAUGUGCUUUACUUCUAUCUCCUUUGAGGCCAUCAUAUAAGAAACCAACCACAGAUGUAAUCGAGGAUGGGAGCCAAUUCACCAUGUUUUUGACUGCUCCCUUGCAGGCUUUCUGCCAACUGAUUGGCCUAAAAUUUUCUGACGAGGAUUAUGAUGUUUACAAUGAUGUCAAUGCUAUCAUCUCUACUUCAUUUUCCGAAUGGGAGGUAAUGCUCUGCACAACCCCCAGCCUAGACUUGGUUUGGGCUCAGGUAUUGUGUGAUCCAUUUCUACGCCGGCUUAUCCUAAGAUUCAUUUUCUGUCGCGCUGUGCUUGCUCUAUUUUGCCUUCGUGAAGAAAGUGACCAAUAUUUGCCUGUCUGCAUCCCGGAGCUUCCUGAUUCGUUCUCUCCAGUCUCUGAAUAUGUACAACCAACCAUCAGACGACUUGCCAAUCAUCUCAACGUUUCCGAUUCUUUUCAUCUUUACUGAUUCAGUUGUUGCCAAGGAUAAUUGAGUCCCAUAGUGGGGCAUAAUUGGUGGAGCUAUGUAGUUGAAGUGAAAAUACUAACUUCUUGCUCAGUACAAUACAGAAAUAUUAUGUGGUCACGAAAAACGUAGUCUCUUCAGUGGAUGUGCAGAAGUUUGGUUUUUGUUUUUUUCGUUUCUUCACCAUUUCUACAUUAGGCUUGCCGGGAUAGCUUUCGUGCAGGAAAUCGUGGUUUAUUUUGCUUCCAGUUGUAAUAUCUUCUGUCCAGGUAAGUUAGUGGUGGUCUGGCGGUGUGUUAGCUGGAUGUGAUUUUAUAUGUUUACAGUUCGCAGGAAAUUAGUCAUGAACUGUUCAUACUUUCUGUACUAUAUAUUAUAUGAGGCAACUUGAACAUUUUUAUCUUUCCUCCGUUUUAUCUUUGGCAAAAAUAGUGUGGCCUUAAUUGCAGUUACUGUGUAAU